Messenger RNA from Penaeus vannamei (Pacific white shrimp), 1707 nucleotides. The record is from RefSeq and is a predicted model, not a curated record. Lineage: Eukaryota; Metazoa; Arthropoda; Malacostraca; Decapoda; Penaeidae.
AUGGGGGCCAACGCGGAUGAUGACGUCACUGUCUCCCCCAAGCCGGGAGUUUCGACCAAUACGGCAAUUAUCACCAGGACAAUGAGCGAAAUCUUCAGCGUCCCUCGGGAAGUCUUCUCAACGCCUGAAGAUUCCACGGAGACCAGCCUGAAGACGGAAAUGCUCAACCUCGCGCAGGCAGUCAUGGGGCUGAACGCCAGCGACGGGCAGACGGCGGCGGCGCUGGAGUCGCUGGAGAUCCUCAACGGGUCCCGCCUCGAGGCCGCCGCCCUGCCCAUCAACCUGACGGACGCCUUCAACAUCAGCGACCUCGCGCCCACGCCCAACAUCACGAUGCCCAACUCGCGCGGGGGCGGCGUCGCGCAGGACAGCUUCGGGGACGACGCCGCCUGGAUCCUGACGACCUUCAUCAUCUUCACCAUGCAGUCGGGUUUCGGGCUGCUGGAGUCUGGCGCCGUGUCCAUGAAGAACGAGGCCAACAUCAUGGUGAAGAACGUGGUUGACGUCGUCCUCGGAGGCAUCACCUACUGGCUCUUCGGCUACGCGUUGUCCUUCGGGGAGUCGGAGUGGACGAACCCCUUCUGCGGGUGGGGCGGCUUCGCCCUCAACCCCAGCGAGGAGGAAAUGGGCAAGGUCUACACCACUUUCUUCUUCCAGCUCUCCUUCGCCACCACCGCCACCACCAUCGUCUCCGGCGCCGUCGCGGAGAGGUUCAACUUCGUCGCCUACGUCAUCUUCUCCGCCGUGAACACCGUGGUCUACUGCUUGCCGGCGGGUUGGCUCUGGGGCGCCCACGGGUUCCUCUAUCAACUCGGGGUGGUCGACAUCGCCGGCUCCUGCGGGGUGCACCUCUGCGGGGGGUCUUCGGCCCUGAUCGCCUCGAAGCUCGUGGGCCCCAGGAUCGGCCGCUACGACGACGGCGAGGACCCCCUGCCGAUGGGGUCCCCGACGAACGCUAUUCUGGGGAUGUUCAUGCUGUGGUGGGGGUGGCUCGGCUUCAACUGCGGCAGCACCUUCGGCAUCACUGACAACAAGUGGAAGUACGCCGCCCGCACCGCCGUCACCACACUGCAGGCGAGCAUCGGAGGCGGACUCGCGGGCAUGAGCCUCUCGUGGUACAAAGAAUCACCGGCUGGAGAUCGGGGACGUCGUCAACAGCGUUCUGGGCGCUGGUUAGCAUCACGGGAGAUCGGGGAUGUCGUCAACAGCGUUCUGGGGGCGCUGGUUAGCAUCACGGCCGGGUGCGCCCUCUUCACCACGUAGGCUCUCUUCAUCGGCAUCGUGGGCGGCCUCAUCGCUGUGCUGGCGAUGCCUCUCUUCGACAAACUCCACAUUGACGACCCCGUGGGAGCGACGUCCGUGCAUGGCCUAUGUGGAAUUUGGGCGAUGAUCUCCAUAGGCCUCUUCGUCAAAGCGGACUCUCUCCUCGGCAUGACAGGAGGCAAAGCUGGUCUCUUUCGGGGUGGCGGGUUCUACCUCCUCGGCGUGCAGACUUUGGCGUGUGUUGUGACUUCUGUUUGGUCAAUGUCUGUCACUUACUUUCUGCUCACGUUCAUCGACAAGUUCGUAGUCAGCAUCAGAAUGUCCGAGUGGGAGGAGCUAGUCGGCGCCGACUUCGCCGAGCACGGAAUCAGACGCCGCGGGGUCGGGGGUGUCGCGCGCCGUGUCCGUGUUAGGAUUCAAUCACAAUGGCUUCGACUACAGUGA